AUGAGCGAUACACUACGAAGGAGGAAUAUGCCUUUGUCGGCAUAUUCUCCUUUCUUAACCUGCGUUCUCUUCCCGUUCCUUCUAUUUCUCCUAUGUCUACCAUCACCUGCUUCGGCUGCCGGCUCAGCCGUCCUCGGAAUCGAUCUUGGAACAGAGUAUCUAAAAGCCGCUUUGGUGAAACCCGGUAUACCUCUCGAGAUUGUCCUAACCAAGGACUCGAAACGUAAAGAAUAUGCAGCGGUUGCCUUCAAGCCUUCCCGAGACGGAAAUGCGGCUUUCCCCGAACGAUUCUACGGCAGUGACGCCCUCGCUCUCGCCCCUCGCUACCCCGAUGACGUCUACUCGAACCUGAAAACACUACUCGGUAUACCAUUCGCGGAAGAUAGCGAUGCUGUCAAAUUGUACAGCGGGCGAUACCCAGCUCUACAACUUGAAUCAGCCCAAGAUAGAGGUACUAUUGCGCUGCGUAGCCAAAGAUUCGGCGCUACCGAGGGCAAGGACGCUUUCUUGGUGGAAGAAAUUCUUUCUAUGCAGCUCAAACAAAUCAAAGCGAAUGCCGAAACUCUAGCUGGCAAGGGUAGUACCAUUCGGGACGCUGUUAUCACCUAUCCAGCUUACUAUACUGCCGAAGAGAAGAGAAGCGUUGAACUAGCCGCCGAGUUGGCAGGAUUGCAUGUGGAAGCCUUGAUCAGCGACGGCCUUGCUGUUGGUUUAAAUUACGCCACCAGUCGAACGUUCCCUAGCGUGUCAGACGGCGAACAACCGGAAUACCAUCUCGUUUAUGACAUGGGUGCAGGUUCUACCACAGCUACCGUUCUUCGCUUCCAAAGCCGAGCUGUGAAAGAUGUCGGCCGUUUCAACAAGACCGUACAGGAAGUUCACGUUUUGGGAGCUGGUUGGGACAGGACAGUAGGAGGAGACGCAUUGAACCAGUUGAUUGUGGAUGACAUGGUCAAUAAGUUAGUUGAGAGCAAGAAACUCAAGGACGGAACAACAGUCUCCGAUGUCAAAGCUCAUGGAAAGACUAUGGCUAAACUCUGGAAGGAUUCUGGACGUGUCAGACAAAUUUUGAGUGCAAACACUGAAACCAGUGCCACAUUCGAAGGGUUAUACGAAGAAGACGUUAUCUUCAAGUAUAAAAUCACCCGCUCAGAAUUCGAGAAAUUAGCCAAAGAUCAGGCCGCCAGAGUUGGAAACCCAAUCGAAGAUGCUCUGAAAUCAGCGGGCUUAAAGCUAAGUGACUUGGAGUCCGUCAUUCUCCACGGAGGUACCAUCAGGACUCCAUUUGUUCAAAAGCAACUAGAAAAGCAGUGUGGAAGUGGUAAGCUCAGAACAAAUGUGAACGCUGAUGAAGCCGCCGUUUUUGGUGCGGCCUUCAAAGGCGCAGCAUUGAGUCCUAGCUUUAGAGUCAAAGACAUUCGUGCCGUGGACUCUGCUAGCUAUGCCGUGAAGAUCAAGUGGACCUCAGAUGAAAAGGAAAGACAACAGAAACUCUUUACCCCCACUUCUCAAGUUGGUGUUGAGAAGCAGGUCACCGUGAAGAACCUAGAGGAUUUCGAGUUUAGCUUCUACCAACAAAUUCCGGCUGGUGAAGAUGUGAUCGAUUCUCCAGUCCUCAAUGUGGCCACACAAAACUUGACGGCAUCUGUCAGCAAGCUAACCGAGAAAUUUGGUUGUGCGCCUGUCAAUAUCACCACGAAGCUCAAUGUCCGUCUCAGUCCAGUUGACGGGCUUCCAGAGGUUACGGGCGCAUCUGUAAGUUGUGAAGUUGAUGCUUCCAAGAAAGGAAGCGUUGUUGCCGAUGUCAAGGGCUUCUUUGGCCUAGGGAAGAAGGAUGACCAGAAACCCCUGAAAGAGGAGACCGGCGAUGAACCAACGGAGUCUGUCACGCUUGAGGAUGAGGCUCCAACUUCAUCGGCGGAGGAGAUGUCUACUACUACAGUAUCUGCUAAGGAGACCCAGAAGGCAGAAUCUGCAUCCCGAAUUGAAAGUAUCACUAUCAAUUUCAAGUCUUCCCCUCUCGGACGCCCGCCGCUUUCAACAACAGAACUCAAGCGGAUUAAGCACCGUCUUGCCGCGUUUGAUGCAUCUGAUCGAGAACGCGUGUUGAGGGAAGAGGCUCUGAAUGAGCUAGAGGCAUUCAUCUACAAAGGCCGCGAUUUGGUUGAUGAUUCAGAAUUCCUCAAAGCUGUCAAGGGAGAUCAGCUCACCAUCCUCAAGGAACGUCUUGAAGCAGCAAGUGAAUGGCUUUAUGGCGACGGCGCGGAUGCAAGCACAAAGGAACUGAAAGAGAAACUCGCAUCGUUGACUGAGAUUGUCAAGCCAGCAUUGAAACGAAAGAAGGAAAAUUCUGAGCGUGGCGUCAAGGUACAACUUCUACAAGAGAUGCUCAACGGGGCCAAGUCCAUCCAGAACAUUGUAGAUAUGCAAAUUCAAAACGAUGAGGAGAUAUUUUCUUCUUCGCAAGCGGCUGAAAGCGCAUCAUCUACUUCUGAGACUUCAACUGCGUCUAGCCCUACCACCACUCCUGAUGAUCUCGAGGAAGACCCUUACUCAUCAUCAGGUAGCUCGUCUACUAAAUCUUCGGCCACCGCCAAACCCACCGCACCUACUUACUCCAUCUACACCCCUCAAGAUUCCGCCUCCCUGAAGACCACUCUUGACUCAGUGAACACCUGGCUCGAAGUCCAGCUGGAAGUCCAGAAAACCCUCAGCGAAUCUGACGACCCAGCCCUCACUGUAGCAGAUAUUGACUCAAAACUCAAAGAACUUGAGCGUGUGCUACAACGUAUAUACGCUAAGAUGGGAGCGAAAGCCGGUGGCGGCGAUUCUUCCUCCAAAAAGAGCGAAGGAAAGAAGAAGGAUAACGGCAAGACGAAGUCGAAGAGCGAGAAAACAUCUACAAAACCAAAACCAUCUGUCAAGGAUGAGUUGUAA
Messenger RNA from Talaromyces stipitatus ATCC 10500, 2937 nucleotides. RefSeq names its product Hsp70 family chaperone Lhs1/Orp150, putative. Bases 1 to 2937 code for a protein of 978 amino acids. Lineage: Eukaryota; Fungi; Ascomycota; Eurotiomycetes; Eurotiales; Trichocomaceae. Gene Ontology annotation, cellular component: endoplasmic reticulum chaperone complex. Gene Ontology annotation, molecular function: ATP binding; ATP-dependent protein folding chaperone. The transcript has a single exon. Gene Ontology annotation, biological process: cellular response to hypoxia; endoplasmic reticulum unfolded protein response; negative regulation of hypoxia-induced intrinsic apoptotic signaling pathway. The record is from RefSeq and is a predicted model, not a curated record.